Trichomonas vaginalis G3 is the source of this 3132-nucleotide messenger RNA. Its product is annotated as protein kinase protein. Gene Ontology annotation, biological process: protein phosphorylation. The record is from RefSeq and is a predicted model, not a curated record. Bases 1 to 3132 code for a protein of 1043 amino acids. Lineage: Eukaryota; Parabasalia; Trichomonadida; Trichomonadidae. The transcript has a single exon. Gene Ontology annotation, molecular function: protein kinase activity; ATP binding.
AUGAUGGAACCCUGUCAUUUUAUUCCUGAUUUAAUAGAUCAGAUUAGGUUGAUUAAUGACACGAUCUCCAAUGUUGUCGUAUACAAGAAAGAGAUCAUUUUAUUACGGACUUGGCUCUUAAAAUUAAGUUCAUUAUUCGAAACUUGCACAUUGAUUAAAAAGCAGCGAGCAUUAUUCGAAGAAACCGAGGCAUUACGUAGUAUCGAAACAAGUUUGGGCUUAUUAGCCAACACAAUCAAGAUGUUAACUGAUGGUGUAUGGAUUACUAUUGCCUUUAAGUGGCGUGCAGUCCAACCAACAGAUGAUUUGUUAACUAUUACUGUAACAAUAAAACGCGCCUGUACAGAACUUGACAUUAAUAUUGAAACUUUCGAACCUACAGCAGCAGAUUACACAGAAGACUAUCACGAAAUUUAUCAUGUCCUUGCUCCAGCUCAAAAUUCAACACCUGGAAUUAAAGAUCGUCUUAAAUCAAUCGUAAAAUUCUUAGAAGAUCAUAAUUUGCCAAAAGCAACUGUUGUACAAGAUAGUAUGAUUGCAGAAAUAUUUAGUCACAUCAAAGAAUACGAAGUUGACAGACAAGAAUUCCAACUUAAACAACAAAUCGGUACAGGUGCUACUGGCAACGUUUUUAAGGCCAUCCAUUUGCCAACAAAUAAAACUGUUGCUAUUAAACAGCUAAAUAACCUUGAUUUGACUGAUCCAGAAAUUGAAUCGCUUAGAAGAGAAAUUGCCAUUCUUUCUUCACUUAGGCAUCCAUAUCUUAUUGAAUUUGUUGGCGCGACAUCGACUCCACCAUACUGGAUUAUCACAGAUUUCAUGGACAACGGUUCCCUCUACAGCUGCCUCCGAAACAACCGCUUGAAUGCAACGGAACUUACAAAGAUAGCUUAUGAGUCCGCUGACGGUGUCGCGUAUCUCCACUCCAAGAACAUUAUUCACCGAGAUCUCAAAACUUUGAACGUUUUGGUCUCCCAGGAUAAUGAAGCCAGAGUCUGCGAUUUUGGUAUUUCCAGAAGCGCUGACUCCCAAAUCAUGACUGGUUUAGUCGGAACUUACAAUUACAUGGCUCCUGAAGUUAUUACAAGGGCAAGGUACACGCUGAAGGCAGAUUCGUUCUCUUUCGGCAUGAUGCUGUGGGAAAUGCUCACUGGACAAGUUCCUUUCUCUUAUGUUUCAAAUUCUUAUCAAAUUGGAGACUUAAUCGUCAAAGGACAGCGUCCAGAGUUCCCUCGUAAUACUCCUGCCCAGCUCAAAGACCUCAUCCAGAGCUGCUGGGCUCAGAAUCCCGAUUCAAGGCCAACAUUUGAACAAAUUAAGUCAAAUUUCAUCCGUUCGCGAAUCGCAUUCCCAGGAGCCGACAUGAAUAAGCUUGCUGCAUUCUAUGAACAAGCUCAAAACACUAAUUACGUUGACCAAACAAUUAAAUCAACCCGCCAUGCUUCAUUAAACAACGUGAACGUCGAUACACGCCCUAAGACACCUGAUGACGUAAUUAUUUCCCUCAUCGAAACCCCAGAAAACCCAACAAUUACAGAUCUGAUCAGAACUGAAGUACUUUCCAACAAGCCAGAGAUUGUUUCUAGUCUCCAACAGAAGCACUUCAUCGAAAAGGUCACUCCGAACCUCAUGAAGUUCAAGGAUAUCCCUAUAAUUACGGCCGCAUUGAUUGUUGUCAUGGACAACGAGAUUUCAGUGGCCGAAUUCAUCAACUCCGGUGGUGUUGAGACAAUUAUUGCAAUGCUCGACGAUAAGAACCUGAAAAUCGCUGAAUCCGGCAGCAGAAUUAUUGCUCAUAUCUCUCCCUUCAUUUCCUUGACGACCGCUGUUGAACUAUUCAAUGUUACAUUGGAUAGGAAGCUCUAUGAGACCUCCUGCAUCAUUCUCGAUGCAAAACCAGAAGCGGAUUUCAAAGAUUCUCUCGAAAACCACAAGUACGAUCUUCUUUCUGGUCUACAGAUGAAAUUCCGAGGCAAACUCUUCAAUGCUUACGUGUCUAUUUGCGGAUUCAGUCCAGAACUCGCUAAGCACAUCAAUGUUGACUUAGUUGUUUCGAAUUCUUCCGUCGAUUUCGCGGAAAACAUCUGUAGAAUUGACGAAUUCAAUCAGUCGAUUCGCCAGGGAGAUGUCAUCUACUUACUCAAGGCUUUCUCAGAGAAAAAGAACUCCCCUGACAUGAGAGCAGCUGCGGCGGUUGUAAUAACCGUUUUGCCGAUAAAAGUCAUUGAAAUUUUAUCGGCAAGGAAGUCAUUUAUUGAUGACAUUUUCCAGCUUCAGAACAUAGAGACUGCCGGCAGAUUGAUGUUCAGGUUAUGCCAGUUCUCUGAAGCUGCGAAAUACAUCUUACAAAAUGAAGAUUAUCUCAAGAAAAAUAUCAAUGUUCCUUCAAUUUUGUCACUUUUUAUCAGAAUUGGCGCAUAUUUUCCAUCGAAAGUUAUCAGCGACAAAUACGUAAUAGAUCGUGUUCUAUCACUUCUCAAGCACAAGAUCCCACAACUUCCCGAAGUUUGCAUGAGAAUUCUCGGUGUUUUGUCGUCUGCUCCCAAAUUUUUGCUACUUUGCGAAGAAGUUUCUGACAUGUUGUUUACACUUCUUCAAAUUGGUGCAUUGAGUCAAUUGGAGACAACAUUAGCUGUUGGCUGUUUGUACAACAUCUCAGAGAUGUCUCCAUUCAAAAAACUCGCACCACAAAUCUUGUCUCUCGCGGAAACAAACUCUGAUUACGCAGGAUUAGUUUUCAGAAUCGUUUCGAGAUGUCCUCUUCCUAGAGCGAAUAUUGGCAUUUCUGGAAGAAUUCUCGACUUGGUUGUUCACUUCAUUGCGAGUGAUGACAAGUACGGAGCAAUUGCUGCUUGCGAGAUACUCAUGAAGAUGGCUCAGAACCCUGAUUACACAAGGGCUGUUGAGAUGUCUUCUGUUUCAUCGAAAUUGAACAUGGCGAUGUCAAAGGAUUGUUCAAUCGACUUGUUCGUGAGGUUGGCUGAAGUCUCUGAGAAGUACAAGUUCAAUGUAACUGCCAGAGCACUCAACAACUGCGAUGGAAUGUUGACAAGAGUAAAUGUUGACUAUUUACUCACAAGACAGUUGAUGGAAAUGAGAAGCGGUUUAAGAAAGAGAUUAAUUGCAGAAUAA